This is a messenger RNA of Cyphellophora europaea CBS 101466, 3438 nucleotides long. RefSeq lists its product as uncharacterized. Lineage: Eukaryota; Fungi; Ascomycota; Eurotiomycetes; Chaetothyriales; Cyphellophoraceae. The transcript has 3 exons. The record is from RefSeq and is a predicted model, not a curated record. Bases 1 to 3438 code for a protein of 1145 amino acids.
AUGUCGCAGCCGUUCCAGAAUUCCGCCGCGCAGGGUUACGGCGCUGCGUAUGGGCAAGCCUAUUAUCCGCCGCAGUCGCCGUAUGGCCAAAGACCUACCUAUCCUCCGUCUCCGUACUCACAGCAUAAUGCGCAUGCCUCUGCACCUUUUCAGCCUGCACCUAACCCUAGUAUGAACCUAGGGCGGUAUGAUGCCAACAGCCAGGCAGCUCCUCCUGCACAACCAUUCCCAUUUCCUGCUGCUUCUUUCCCUCCAGAGAUGCUCAAGCAGUUUGCCAAUGCUGGCGUUCCUCCGCCACCUCCGCCUGGCUUUCCGAUACAGCUUCCCAACGUAGGCUUCCCACAUUUUCAACAGCAGCAGUCGACAAGCCCCUCGUCGCAAUUUUAUCAUCCUCAGACUCAGAUCUCCGAUGACGGUGCCGAUGCGUACGAUCCUCGCUUUCCGCAGAAUAUUCUCCAGAGUUUCCGAACGGGCGUCUCAGCGGCCACUCCAGCGUCACAUGCGACCCCUGAGGUGGCGCGUAAAGAGAAUCAAGAAGUUGGCAGCGCAUCCUCUCAUACUGUGUCGCAAGGCGAGCCUCAUCCUGAGCAGCAACAAGCAUACGAUCGGGCAUACUUUCCCCCCAAUCUUGAUGGUGCCCAACACUCAACUCAAGUGCCACCAUCGCUGCGUUCCAUUGGUGUGCCAAAGCCUUCAGGCUACAGUUCCGAACAAGUCGGUACGAGCAAUGCGUUGCUGGGACAAGAUCUUACCUCCACAGAGCCUGCGCCGCCACAGGCCACAUUGUCCCACGCCAAUGACCCGACCAAAUUGCCCUCAAAUAGAACAGCGACUGCCACGGCUGCUACUGCGCCAACCUCUCAGGCCGAAUAUAAGACAAAAUCUAUUCCUGAAUUGCGGAAUUUGGCGAAAGGCGCACUUCUAUCACUUGCACCUCACGGCAUUCAGUACGAACAACUUACCAAGGAAGGCGUGCACCCUGAAUUACUGAAGCAGUUAUACGCCGAGUUGGGUAUGAAAGUCGGCCCUUCGCCAUCGCCUGUAGCUAUGGCUAUAGAGUCCGUAAGUAAUACUAGAACUGUGUCCGGCGAUGAGGUCAAGGCAGGGCUUCAGCCGCUCGACACAAGAUCACCUCCUGUUCCGAAUCCGAGUCUCGAGCGCAAGGACCGCAUUGCGCAGCUACUUGCAGCCAAGAAUAAGCAGCCAGCACCCGGACGAAGCACCUCUGAAUCAAAUCUGUCGCAAACCACACCAGAUCCAUCAAAAGCAGACACUCGAAAAGACACCCCACCUGUCCAAGUUGCCGCUGGGCCUGGCUCGGACGGUGACAGCCAGUCAGAAAACAAGGCGAAAGGUUUCGCUCAAGCAGAGGUUGUUCGGCAGAGAAUGGAGCAGAUGCGCAAGACAGCCUCAGAGCAACAAAACACCGGGAACGCUGUACCCAUACAGGUACCACUGCCUUCAAUUGGCGGUUCCAUUGGCUCUCUUGCUAGCCCAUUCACUUCUGGAAUACCUGGUCUCACAAUGAUGUCUGCAGAUGAUGAGGGUGAAGCAACACGUCGGUCCGCAAAACGCCCUCUCGAGGAUGCGCCGGAUCAGGCGGAGCCUGGGUCUGCCCACAAACGCCAGAACACUGGAGUUUCUUCGAAGACUGACGGCGAAGACAUGGAAAUUGAUGACGCAUCCUCCUCGGAGGCGUCUGAAGGUGAAGUCGUCGAAUCUCCGAAACGCAGCACAGACCAACGGCAACAAAACUUGCCAUUGGCGACAGUCGCUGCAGCACACACAACCACACUCCCUCCAGCGAGGCCUUUUGCUUCCAGUCCCAUCGCCAGGCUGACGCCGGCGGAAAUGGCGGAGAAGGCAGAGAUGCUUAAAGCAAAGUUCUUGAAGCAACGUGCUCGACAAAAGGCUCUACAGGACGGCUUACCAGACCUCGACGCUGAAGUGUCGAGGACUGAAACGGCCUUGAAGAAUCAGCGGUUGCAACUAGAGAAGACGCAGAAAUACAUUCUUGCUCUAGAGGCUGAUUUGGCGAGGGCGCGCCAGGAGGAGCAGGACCAGCUUGAUAAAAUCCGUCGCUCAGAAGAGCAGCUGCAGGAAGGUCUGACUGGACGUAAGCGAUACGCGGAAGAGCUACAGACCUUGUCCGUCGAGCAAACUUCUACAGAUCGACGCAUGGCCGAUGUCCAGCAGCAGCCCUCGCCACCAUUGGGAGUAGAUGCUAUAGCGACGAACGAUGGCACUUGGACGUCUGCGCCCUCAGAAGAGGUUGAGAUCUCGGCAGCUCGAGAGCCCGACAUGGCGCACAUGACUGCGAAUGAUGGCCAAGCUCCAGAAAGACAGAUCGAUGCGCUCCCGUCGUACACAGGCGAUAUUGUCAGUGGCACCUCCGGCGAAGACAGCGAGAGCAGCGAAGAUGUCGGCGACAUCACGACCCACACAGGCCACCAUGAACAAGAGUCUGCCGACACCACAGCCCAGCCACAUGCUGAAUUUGGCGAUCAAAGCUUGGUCAAUGAGACGCCCGAAGAUGAGGCUUACGAAAGUGAUAGCAGUGACGGCAGCGCGAGCAUGUCGGAUAGUGCUUCCGAAGGGAAGAAUGGUGAUCAAGAGGAUGAUCAGGAGGACGAUCAGGAGGACGAUCAGGAGGAAGGCGAAUACGAGCCACCGGAGGAUGACCCUACUCAGCCUAUGGACAUAGAUGAUGGAUCCUCCGACUACGAACCAACAGACUCGCCCAUCGAUGUCCCAUCGGCGACCGCCGAAUAUGCCGCAGAAGAGGCCACCAGUCCCGAUAGCGACAUGAGGGACGCCGCACCUGUGGACGACAAAAUGACUACGGCUGAGAUCCUUGUUGAGAAGGAACUCAAUUUCAUGGAACAGCAAGGUGUGCUUGCCGACUCUGAAUCCACCCGCGUCCAUGACACUGAUGGGGGCCAUCAGCGCAAUCGGAGUAGUGCACCGACAACUCCUAGUGCCCGAUGGCAUCGUGCAAGACCCGCGGUUCGGCCGUUGUCCAACGCUGGCGAGAGCAAAUCCACCAGCUUCUCUGCUUAUCGAUCUCCCCUGACGUCCUUUCCAUCGUACCGGUACAACGAGCAAUUCGAUGGCGAGGCCAAGGCUGGCUAUCGGUCGCUAACGUACAGUAAUAGUAUCGAUCCUAAAGUGCCUCUGUGCCCUACGGAGCUUUCAGGAGAGAUAUGUCAAGACCCAAACUGUGAGGAGCAACAUUUUCGACACCUUGGGCUAAGCGACGACAAGAUUUUGGCACAAAUGUCAUCAGCAAGCGAAUUUUCUGAUAAAGCAGUCCGAGAGUCUUACCUCCAUGGACUCAAAGCUACUAUUUCUGAGCUGCGCGCCAAAGGUACCAGAGACUUCGAAGACGUGGCGCGAGCACUGUCAAAGUAUCGCCGCGACUUCCUCGCCACGCAAUGA